Mucor mucedo is the source of this 531-nucleotide messenger RNA. RefSeq lists its product as uncharacterized. Lineage: Eukaryota; Fungi; Mucoromycota; Mucoromycetes; Mucorales; Mucoraceae. Gene Ontology annotation, cellular component: Ctf18 RFC-like complex. The record is from RefSeq and is a predicted model, not a curated record. The coding region runs from base 93 to 452 and encodes 119 amino acids. Gene Ontology annotation, biological process: mitotic sister chromatid cohesion. The transcript has a single exon.
AUAAGGACGUGCUCUAGCACGGCCUUUUUAAUUUUUUUUUUUUAAUAUUAUUCAUUCUUUUGUUAUUUCAAAUAAACAAUCGAUCCCGAUCAAUGGUGCAUGUGGUUAUUCAUUCGCAACAAAACUCCAACUAUACACAAGAUUUAGUCUAUCUUGAUUUCCAAGGCAGCUUCGAAAGUGCCGAGAAUCCCGACGUCUCGAAUCUAGAAAUUGGGGAUCUGACAUUAACAGAAACGGGGGCCACUUUAAUUAUUGGACAUCAUAAACUCGUAGGAAAGAAAGUCAAACUGGCCAAGCCCUUUGCUGUAAUUCACAAACAAAAGGAGGAAACCAUGGACGACGCCGUAUGUUAUGAUGUAGUCACUAUUCUCAAAGAAAAAUACGUGUUCCCAACUCGACCUGGAUUAAUUGUGCAAGAGAGUUUACGUGGUUUGACAAAAAUAGGCAAGUAAAUACCACACACACGUGAAGGUAUUAGGUGCUUUUAUAUAAAAUUAAACACACAAGGCAUACUCUCUCCCUCUCUUUCUU